Messenger RNA from Ostertagia ostertagi, 303 nucleotides. Lineage: Eukaryota; Metazoa; Nematoda; Chromadorea; Rhabditida; Trichostrongylidae. The record is from the annotation of a GenBank genome assembly.
UCAGAAAGUACAAGUUCACGUCAAACCUUGAACUAUUGUGAUGUUGCACUACCUGCUGUAGUGAAUUCUUCAUCGAGUUCGACGUCAGUCAAUUCUCGAGUCGAAUACGUUACCAUUGAUCCUGUGUCGACAACGGCGGCUAGGGAGGCAUCCACUAUGCACUUAUCGCCAUUCGAGAGAUCGCGAGCAAUCUCAACAUCGAUGACAGGUGUUCCAAUACUCAGAAGGAGGUCCCAUGGCCAAUCCAGCACAUCCGAUUCGGUGUCACUUGGACAGCCGACACGUCAGGGCUUUCUUCCGUAA